AAGAGAGGGCGUGGCCAGAAAAGUCCCCGCCCUCGGGACAUAGCAGGAAGAGGUAGAAAGCCAAGAGAAAGAGGAGGGGGCGUGGCUAGAGAAAGCCCCGCCCCGGAGGCGAAGAGAAGGAAGAGGCAGACGAGGAGGGGGCGUGGCUAGAGAAGGCCCCGCCCAGGGGAUGUAUAAAAGCGGCACCCGGCUGGGGCGCUGGAGCAGGACGUGAGUGGAGGCGCGUGCGCAGUGGAGCACCUUGGAGUGCCUCUGAGCGCGUCAAGAGCGCAGCCAGGGCCAUGUCGGCCACCCUGGAAGGCGGCUACCUGCCCGGGCCUUGCUGCGGAAGAAGCCCUUUCUUUGGAGUGGAUUCGGGGAUCCCGUCAGUAGAAAACAGAAGUCCCCGUCCUUGUGGAGGAAGAUCCCCCCGGGAGGAGGUCCCAGCGUGGCCCCGGAGCGAGACCCCCGAAGACCCCCUUGCCGCCCUCCUCCUGGGCUUCGGCCGGCUCUCUGCUUCCGGCGGGGCUGAUCGGAGCGCCCGCCCGCUGCCCCCGCUGCCGUCGGCUGAGGAAGGGCCGCAGGACGACAACAAUGAGGAUGCCGACAGAGAGGUGGAGUCCCUGACCAGUUCGGACACACAGCGCCUCCUCCUCCGGCGGCGUGGCUUCCGGGACUGUGGGCAAGUCAACUACGCCUAUUUCGAGGCCGCGAAGGAAGACGAGGAAAAAGCGGCGCCACCUCCGCCCCCGUUGCACCGGAGGCUGCGCCGCUCGCACUCGGGCCCCGCCGGGUCUUUCCACAAGCCGAGCAUCGCCAUCCGGGCGGCGAAAGCUUUCCCUGCUUCGGAUGAUGAUGAUGAGGAGGAGGAUUCCAAGCCGGAGGUGCCCCCGCGAGCGCCGAUCCCGGCCCGGGCGCUGAAGCCGGACCGGCGCCGCUGGUCGGCCGAAGUGGCCUCGGGGGCGUACAGCGACGAGGACCGGCCGCCCAAGGUGCCCCCCCGGGAGCCCCUCUUGCCAUCGCGUCCGCUGCGGACCCCCAGCCCCAAGAGCCUGCCUUGCUACCUGCACGGGGUCAUGCCGCCCACGCAGAGCUUCGCCCCGGACCCCAAGUACGUCAGCAGCAAGGCCCUCCUUUUGCAGCGGCAACAAAGCGAAGGUGGUGCGCCGUGCAUCCUGCCCAUCAUGGAGAACGGGCGCAAGGCCAGCUCCACCCACUACUACCUGCUGCCGGAGAGGCCCCCCUACCUGGACAGGUACGAGCGCUUCUUCCGAGAGGCCGAGGAAACGGCAGAAACGGCCGGGUUCGGGGACCCCGCCAAGCGCAGACACUUCCCGUGCGUGGUUUCCCCCUGAGGGUCCAUCGGGGUCUCCGUAAGGGAAGCAUUUCUGCAGGCGAGACAGCUUCGGGACCGGACCGGAGAGUGCCAGUUGAGACAGUCAUUCCACACCCGAGAGUAAUUUAAUAUAUAUAGAGAGAGAUGCCUCUGCGCGUGCAUGUAAUAUAUCUAUCAUUGUACAGAGAAACAUAGCGUCAUUAGGGACAUCCUUCCCCUAUGGAACUCCUUGUGCAUUGAAGGGGUGGCAGAGACGCAUGCCAAUGGGACCAUAUCGCUUUCCCAGGAGGCGGAUUUCGGGCCACAGCGCCGUCCAGACCCGCAUUCCCGCCUUUGGAGGCAGAGGCUGGGUUUCGGGUGCAAAAAUAAAUGAAGGUCUGUGAAUAAGCGUACAGUAUUGAGGAAGAAGCGGCCCGAGAGGGUUCGCUUUUGUAUCGUGGUGUCUUGCCAUUAUCUUGGAUCCAAUAAAGGUCUUCUGGACUUAUUUAUGGUA
Molecule: messenger RNA, 1808 nt
Organism: Anolis carolinensis (green anole)
Lineage: Eukaryota; Metazoa; Chordata; Lepidosauria; Squamata; Anolidae
Gene: errfi1
Product: ERBB receptor feedback inhibitor 1
Exons: 4
Coding region: 282-1334 (350 amino acids)
Biological process (GO): negative regulation of epidermal growth factor receptor signaling pathway; regulation of keratinocyte differentiation
Source: RefSeq, a predicted model, not a curated record